ACUGCAACAUUAUAAAAAUUCUAUUCCUAUCAUGAUUUACACAUACUCGAAAAUUGUCAAAUUGUGAAAUGAUACGGCAGCUAAUUAUUUGUGUUGGAAAAAAAAAUAUCAAAUUUAAUUCAAUAAACAAUGCCAAUUGCUUUUUUCAUCGCAAUUAAAAUCGCUGAAAUUACCAAACAGUGAUAAAAAAUGUAUAUAGCAACUACUAAAUCCACACGUCAGAUUAUCGUAGUUAUCAUAAUCCAGCUUUGAAACGACCACUUACAUGUAUGGCCUGUAAUCAACACAAGAAAAUUUCAUCAAUGACACAAAGGACUCUGUUAUUUAAGUAAAUGAGCUUAACUACUAGGGCUUGAUAUAGUUACGGCAUCUGCUGUAAUUGAAUGGAAAACGCAUUGUAUGCUCACGAUUGCUUGUUCAAUACUAUAAUCAGAAAUAAAGUGGUUGUUAAUAAUCUUUUUUCAUACGUUCAAUAAAGAUGAUUCCUGAAAGAGAUACAAGGAUAAAAAAUGUAUGAAUAAUCAGACCCUUCAAAUUCGUCAAGGACAAAUGUUGAGUCAUCAGGUGUGGAGGAUGUAGAAAAAAAUUUCAUACUAUUCGUAACAAAGAUAUGAGGCAUGUGUGCGCAUUAUCACUGAUAGCAUUGAGCACAUAUCAGGAAACCCGAGAUUGGCUUAUGAUUGAUAGGUGGGAUAGGUAUUGCCAUUUACUUAUCCAGAACUCUUAACGUCUAGCAACAGUAUUGGCAAAAUGGAAGUUUAUAUCAGUGUUAGGUAAGUGCAUGACAGUUAAGCUCCGCGUAAUCUUAUAUAGGAGAAUGGGACUGAGUACAAUUUCCUGAAUAGACUGAUGUCUGUAUUCAAUUUUUACUAAUCAUGUCGUUCGAACUUGAAAAGUUGUUAUUGUUCUGGAUUUUUAUUCAAGAAAGUAUCGUGGCAGGUUCAUUUUCAGGUGAACUGACAAACCUUGGAGAAUCGACUUCUAAACAUAAUUUGUCUAAUUAUCAGUUUUCAAACUGUUCAUUAUAUACGAUAGCCUAUGGAUCGUCUUGUACCUGCUUCGAGUGCGAUAAGGGCCAGUGUACUAUAUGCUGCAAUUCCCCAGGCGUACCAGCAUUCACAUGCUGUUACUGUCAUGCCUGCCUGACGUCAUGCUGGAACAACGAAUGGCAGCUGAUAUCCUUUGCUCAAGUAGGAUUAUCGACCGCAUUGCUCAUUGCAACAGUCGUUACCAUUGCACUAUUCUUCAGAAUAUGCAACAGUGGAAUGCAGUUCGGGGCUGCCAGGCGAUCUGGCAAUCCAGUGGUCAGAAACUCUGCGGGUAGGAUCAGCAUCUCUUCAAUUCAACAGUACGUUAUUCAAAGGCUUCAAGACAGACCUCCGAGAUACAAUGACCUAUCCGACGCUCCGCCAGUCUACGGCACAGACCCUGCAAAUAGGGUUGCAACUUCCGAAGCUCCUCCAAGUUACACGAGAAGAGCAGAACCAGCUGAAAGUGUAAAUAAUUCAACGCCAACAACAGAGUCGUCGACACAAUCGAAUACAAACGAUUCACAAUUACCUACGGCUAUUAAUCAUAUCUAAAAUACUGUAUUCCACAUAUCGAUUGUUCUCGUUUUUAUGUACCUUUUUUUUACACAAAUAAUUAUUUUUUAAGAUUUUUUUUUUUUCUUUUCUUUUCUCUCUUUUGGUAAAUUUUUAUCUUCAACUAUACAAAUAGAAUCAAUCGAAUCGUAGAUAUAGAUAAAUAUAUUAUUAUGAAAGUAAUUAAAGAAUCAGUUUUCAGGAGAAACCAAAGAAUUGUAACAAUAUUGUUUAAAAAGCAUCGAAUCCGCGAAUUUGAACGCGUCAAGAGAUAAAGAUCACUUAAGUUUGUCUGCAACUUUAUCAACUGCAAAACUUUAUCAACCAACUGUUUCUACUUAAGUGUAUUGUACAUUGUAAUACUAGUAAUAAUAAUAGUAAUAAUAGUGAUAAUAAUUAAUUACCUUACCAGACAACAAGAAAUAACAUUAUAAGGGUAUUGGAAAUCAUUACAAGGUCUCAAAAAUUAUAUAAUGAAAAUGUAGUUUAUUUGAUGUGGUGCAAUGACUUAAAAUAAAUUGAAAAAAAUGAACGUCUGUAUGAGCUGGGAUUGAUGGUCAGCAAUUUGUGUACUAAAAACUGCUGCUAAGCUACCGCCUCCUCUAGUCACUACAACUUUUAUAAUUUUAAAUGCAACAUAUAAUGGAAGUAGACAAAUAUUUUACAGCAAGCAGUUGCGUAGCAGUAGUUAGUGACCCUUCUUUUUAUGCUGAUAUUCAUGAUGAGGUAACACUUGUCUUACUUGUACUUAGAUUAUCAAAUUAUCCAGUCAUACACUCAAGUAUAUGUUAUAUUCUUGCUGCAGAUUGUUAUCAGUAUUUUUCUUUCUGUCUUUUCUUUUCUUCCAUUUUUAUUUAUUUAUUUUACUUAUUUUUUGAGGGCGUGAUCUUUAUCUUCUCCUAUAAAUGUUUCGUCUCGAAUUAAUUUUUCGUUUUUUUAACAUCUUUAGUACGCUAUUCAAAACAGGGACAGUAGGAAAGAAAAAGUAUGAAAAAAAAAAAAAAAAAACAAGUACUACUGACAUUAAUUAAAUUUCUCAACGAAAUU
Neodiprion virginianus is the source of this 2630-nucleotide messenger RNA. RefSeq lists its product as uncharacterized. The record is from RefSeq and is a predicted model, not a curated record. The coding region runs from base 876 to 1583 and encodes 235 amino acids. The transcript has 6 exons. NCBI's taxonomy places the organism in Eukaryota, Metazoa, Arthropoda, Insecta, Hymenoptera, Diprionidae.